Cinara cedri is the source of this 2680-nucleotide messenger RNA. Lineage: Eukaryota; Metazoa; Arthropoda; Insecta; Hemiptera; Aphididae. The record is from the annotation of a GenBank genome assembly.
AUGUCUAAGAAUUUAGCAAGGCAAUUGCAAUUACCAACAGUGAAAGCAUCGAUGCCGGUAAGUGGUAUUGGAGCUAAUACAGUUCGUACCAGUACGGCUGUUGAUGUGCAUGUCGAAUCCAGGGUUGGGCAGUUUGUGUUUGUUGCGACUUGUAUUAUUCUGCCAGCUAUUAAGAUAUAUCCUGUUAAACAUAUUUAUAAAGACAAUCAGGUCGUUUAAAUAAUAAAGCCCCAGGGCAUUUAAAAAAAAAAAAAAAAAGCUAUUAUGUCGAAAUUACCUCCAGUGCGUACCCCGGAUGUGGGCUGGACCAUUCCAAACGAACUGCUGCCAUGUUUGGCAGACCCUCGCUUCCACGAGUCUAAACAAAUUGACUUGCUGAUUGGCGGUGGUGCAUUCUUUGACAUUUUGCAGCCAGAGCGUGUGCAGCUGGAUGUGCGAACAUUAUAUCUUCAAGAUAGCAAGCUAUAGUCUGUCCCAGGAGAGAACGGUCCGCUUGUGCGCAUGUUUUCUCCCUCCACAUUACUUGAUUUCAGCGAAGGCAGCCGAUUGUCAUUUCUUCCGUCGUCGGUUUUUGACUAUACACCGCUAGGAUAUUUUGUAGAAAUUCAAUUGUUAUUAUUGUCAGACAUCGCGCAUCUCACGUUUAUUUACCUUUGCUGUUUUAUAACCUCUUGAUAAUUUUUCAAAUCGUAAACUAUCGUAUAUACAAGCACCUUCUAUAAUAAUCCAGACUUUGUUUUUUUUGUAUACAUGUUUAUUUAUUUAAUAUCUUAUUGAACACUGUAGGUAUGUAACAGAGAUAUAUAUUUAAUAAAUAAUAAAUAAUUAUAUUAAAACAUUUCAUUUUUUUUUUCGUUAAAAUUACAAUUUAUCAUUUUUGUCAUAUUUACAUUUUAUUUUAUUUUUGAUAAAAUUACAAAUUUAUAAUACUAAUUAUUCGUUAAAUUUACAUAAUUUUUUUUCAUUCCGUUGUCCUCUCUUGUUCUGGUUCCGACUCAGAUUCUGACGAUGAUAUGUCACCCGUUAUUGUCAUCACAGUUGCAUUGUAAUUUUCCAUCACCUCUUCUACCACGAAAUCGAUCUCCCAAAAUUUGGGCAAUUGGCAAUUGGCCAUAAACAGUGGACUAUCGACACUCAACAAUUCUCAAACAGCACCACUUCUUCGGUCGCCGUUGCUGCGCUGUCGAUAAAUCCGGGAGGGGAUAAAUGGAUAGUGUUGCGGCGUGGAGAUGCGCAGUAGCGCUUCAACUUGGUCGGAGAACGGACCGUUCUCUCCUGGGACAGACUAUAGGAUGGUUAGUCACAGGCGAAAUGAGCAACACCUGUUUGUUGAGUAUCGGUGAAACAAUGGAAGAAGAUUGGAAGACGAGUCUCAGCAACGAUGAUACCACGUACGGCAAGUCAUCCAAGGCAAACGUAAGUUUCGCGGAAAAGAGCACUUAAGCAUUUUGAAGCUACGGUGAGCCGACAGGUGGAUAGUCGAUUUGUGUUACAGUUGCCUAUUAAGCCUNAAAUUACAGCAGGAUGCAACCUUAAGAGAGGAAUACAAGAAGUUCAUGGAUGAAUACUUACGGAUGGGUCACAUGAGAGAAGUUCAGCAGGAAAUAAUUAUACCUAAGCGUUCAUGCUAUUUACCACAUCACGCAGUGUUCAAGAAGUCAAGUUUAACGACAAAGGUUCGCAUCGUCUUUGACGCAUCAGCAAAGACCUCGUCAGGUCUCUCACUUAAUGAAGUAUUAAUGCGUAGACCGAAAACCCAGGAGGAUAUAGUUUCAAUUUUAACAAGGUUUCGGAAGCAUCAGUACGUGAUUACGUCAGAUAUUGAGAAGAUGAGCAGGCUGAGCAGGAUUGGGAUUUGCAACGAAUACUCUGGCGUGAGAAGAAUGCUAGUGAGAUUCUUCGUACAUAUCAACUGGUCACUGUGACGUAUGGAACUACACCAGCUUCGUUCAUGUCGACGCAAUGUUUGGUGGCAUUGGCACGACAGUCUUCAGACGAGUUUCCCUGUGCAUCAAAUGCUAUUGCCAGGGACUUCUACAUGGAUGAUCUGAUGACAGGUGGUGAGACUCAAGAAGAAUGUAUUCGUCUCUAUCAUGAAAUAACGGAGAUUUUAAAUUCAGCGAGGUUGCCUUUACGUAAGUGGUGUUCGAAUUCAGCCUUGGUGUUGGAGCAUAUUGGUAAGGAUGUGAGGGACCCGCUGUUCACAUUGGAAUUAGGGGACGAAGAGAUGGUCAAGUCUCUCGGGUUGUGCUGGAAGCCGGUGCCUGACGAGUUUACGUUUACUGUCACGCCCAUGCCGAUUCGUUCAAGGCUGACCAAAAGAGCACUGCUAUCCAAUCUCAACAAGGUGUUUGAUCCAUUGGGCCUUGUUUCUCCGAUUCUCUUAAAAGGAAAAAUAUUCUUACAGCAGAUAUGGGCUAUGAAGACGGAUUGUGAUAGUCUUCUAUCUAAGGACAUCCAGGAGCGAUGGAGGUUAUUUGUUCAGGAUUUGGAGCUGCUACAAAAUGUACUCGUUCCAAGGAAGGCGCUCCCAGAAGCAGGUGAGGAGAUACAGAUACAUGGUUUUAGUGACGCUUCUCAAGAGGCUUAUGGAGCUUGCAUUUACGUACGAUCCAGAAGCAAGGGUGAUAGUUGGCAUGUAAGACUCCUAUGUUCAAAGACCAGGGUAGCUCCACUAUAA